This is a messenger RNA of Melospiza georgiana, 3463 nucleotides long. It is a transcript of the gene DBR1, whose product is annotated as debranching RNA lariats 1. Gene Ontology annotation, molecular function: RNA lariat debranching enzyme activity. The coding region runs from base 17 to 1633 and encodes 538 amino acids. NCBI's taxonomy places the organism in Eukaryota, Metazoa, Chordata, Aves, Passeriformes, Passerellidae. Gene Ontology annotation, cellular component: nucleus. The record is from RefSeq and is a predicted model, not a curated record. Gene Ontology annotation, biological process: mRNA splicing, via spliceosome. The transcript is spliced from 8 exons.
AGUGCAGCGGUUGGCGAUGAAGGUGGCGGUGGCCGGGUGCUGCCACGGCGCCCUGGACAAGAUGUACGAGACGCUGGAGCUGCUGCAGCGGCGCCACAACGUGUGGCCCGACCUGCUGCUCUGCUGCGGCGACUUCCAGGCCGUGCGCAACGAGGCGGACCUGCGGUGCAUGGCCGUGCCCGCCAAGUACCGGCACAUGCAGACCUUCUACCGGUACUACUCGGGCGAGAAGAAAGCCCCGGUGCUCACCGUGUUCAUCGGCGGCAACCACGAGGCUUCCAACCACCUGCAGGAGCUGCCCUACGGCGGGUGGGUCGCGCCCAACAUCUACUACUUGGGUUACGCGGGCGUGGUGCGGUUCCGCGGCGUGAGGAUCGGCGGCAUCUCGGGCAUCUUCAAGUCUCACGACUACCGGAAAGGCCACUUUGAGUGCCCACCAUACAACCAGCAGACCAUCAGAAGUGCUUACCAUGUGAGGAAUAUUGAAGUCUUCAAACUCAAACAGCUGAGGCGUCCCAUGGAUAUAUUCAUGUCACACGACUGGCCAAGGAGCAUCUAUCACUAUGGAAACAAAAAACAGCUCCUCAAAAUGAAAUCCUUCUUCCGGCAAGAAGUGGAGAGCAACACUUUGGGGAGCCCUGCUGCCUCCGAGCUUCUGCAGCACCUGAAACCCACCUACUGGUUCUCAGCACAUCUCCACGUUAAAUUUGCAGCUUUCAUGCAACACGAGACAAAUUCCAAAGAAGAGUUACCAAAAGCAACCAAGUUUCUGGCUCUGGAUAAAUGCUUGCCACACAGAGACUUCCUGCAGAUAAUAGAUGUGGAGCAUGAUCCCAACGCAGGCGACUCGCUGGAGUAUGAUGCAGAGUGGAUUGCAAUCCUCAAGGCCACCAACAGUCUUGUUAAUGUGACCCAGAACUCCUGGAAUAUGCCUGAAAAUAAUGGCCUCCAUGCCAAGUGGGAUUACAGUGUGACAGAAGAAGCCAUUAAAGAGGUGCUAGAAGAGCUGAACCAUGACCUCAAAAUUCCUUGCAACUUCACAUUGACAGCUGCUUGUUAUGAUCCCAGCAAGCCCCAAAAGAACAUGGAGCCAGUUCAUACCAUCAAUCCACAGACCACUGAGUUCUGUGCCCAGUUUGGCCUCACUGACAUCAAUGACAGGAUCCAGCAGGCUAAAGAAGAGAGCUCAGGACGAGGUGAAUGUGAGGAAGAGGAGGAAGAGGAGAUGGACAGUACUGGGUCAGCAGAGGAACCCAGUGAAUACAAUACAGAUAAUUCUGGCCUCUCAUCCUUUAACCCAGAUGAAAUAAUGCUGGAUGAAGAAGGUGGUGAUGAAGACUUGAGUACAUGUUCUGUAGAUCCCUCCCCUGACCACCCUCCUGAGUUCUCCACGAGCUUCUCCGACAUCCGGGUCAUGCCCGACUCCAUGGCGGUGUCGUCUGACGAUGCCACGGACUCCAACAACGAGGAGCUGGAGAGGUGUGGGGGGAGCAGGCAGGGGGAGGAAAGGAGCCCCACUGAGAGGGCCUUAAAGCGCAUUGGUGCUGAUGAGAACGGCAACGGCGGCGUUAAAAAGAUCAAGAGAAGGAACCAAGCCAUCUAUGCUGCAGAGGAUGAAGAUAAAACUGAUUAACAGGGUGUGUAACUAAGUUCUCUCCCAGCCUUUCUGUGGGAAGGUGGUGAGAGUUGUACUGGACUACAUGUGCUUUUAAUGUUACAUGAUCUCAGUCAUGUUACUUUCCUCAGCUCAGAGGCUGGGUGUACUUCUCGCAGGGAAGGUGACUUACACAGAAUAGUCAAAGAAAGAAGCUGAGACUUUUCCAACAAAGUACUUGGUCAAAGGAUGUAAAGUUUGUAUAUCCUUGAUUUUGUUUCAGUUCUUGGUGUAUGGUGUACACUCCAUAUCUUCAUCUGAAAAAGAUUCACCAUGCUUGUUUAACAAGACCUCUUAAACUGUACCCUGAGUCCAAGUGAGAGGAUGUCUGACUUACAAGACUGAAUGAUUUUAUUUUACUGUUUUUAUCUUGUUUUAUACUGAACUAUUAAUACAAAGUAGCAUACGCAAUAACCCUGUGAAUGAAAUUGGAAAUAGAAUUCCCAUGAUAACAAAACAGCAACAGAAGAAUGAAGAUUUUUGUUUCUGGUGAUAGUCAUGCCACAGAAAAACUUUGUGGUCAUAAACAAAACAAUAUGUAUUGUCCAGGAUUGGCUUUUAAUUACAGUUCUGAUAGCAAACCAAGUCUCUUGAUUUGGAGGAUGACGGUUUUAUGGGGACCAUGAAAGGGUGCAUCUCUGUGCUUAAAAACUCUCUUUUGCUCUGUUUCUUAAAACUUGAGAACAAUGUCUUAAAAUGAAAGCAGUUAGGAAGGACAGCUUCCAAAAUGUGGACACCAUGACUGUGUCAACUCUGACUAAUCAGGGUUGUGGUUUGUGUUCAUACAAGGUGGUGGGUGUGUAAGCUGUCUGGGACAGUAACAGCUCCCGUUAUCAUUAGAGUCACUUCUCACUUGUCAUUUCAGUAGCUGUAACUUGCUGAACUUUUAAAACUGGUUUUGGGAAUCUUCCAAAGCACUUCUGUAAUCUUCAGCUGAGGGAAGCAGGAGCUGCCAGAACAGUGACCCUCUUGGAAGUUUUCUUUUUAAAUUUUUUUGCCCAUAAUUAUUAGUAAAUGGCACUCCUUUGGCCUAAGAGGCCACAAGGAUAAAACUGAGUGAAUUCAUGAAAAUGACAGUUUUCAAGCAUAUAUCAUUAGACACAUCAGCCUUCCUGACAGAUGGAAUUCCUCAUGGCUGUGCUGCCUGAGAGCAGAAGUAGCUCCUGUGCUUUUCCCCCUCCAAGGCACAGGCACUGAGAAGAGGAAAUCAUCCUGACAGGAACAGGGAACUAGACAGGGAGCAGUGAGUGAAAUACAUCUGUGAGUGUGAGUUGUAUCAGGGUCGGGAAUUAAUCUGUCUUUAAUCACUUCCAUGGUCUGGAGUUCAUCUUGCUUCCUCUCCUGUCAAGCAGUUCACUACAAAAACCAAACAUGUUAAGUAUUCAAGGACUAGAAAAGGGCAUAAUUAAUGCUCUCAGCAAUUCAAUUAACAGCUCAUCUGUCAGAACAGCCACCAAAGAGCUGUGCUGAGGUAUGAGGAGAAACUGGGAGUAACCCGGGUGUGACACUCAGGCUAUGUGAAAUGGCUGUGAACUGUCAGGUAAAUUAUUGAAGCAAAUGAGUCUCUUUAAGGGUCCUGGCUCUGCAGUGGUAAAAUCUUAAUCAUACCUUAUGAUAUGAACACUAUAAUGGAAAUAAAGUAUUUUAAAAAUAAAUUCUGUUAUGAACUUGAAAAGCCUCCCAGGGAACCUAAGCAUGGCAUUGAGCUCUCAGGGUGUCUGCACACAAAUAGAAAAUGUAUCUUGCAUGUUACUGACUUUUCAGUCUGAUUCCUUUUGUUUUUAAAAUAAACUUCUGUGUUGUACCAUG